Molecule: messenger RNA, 1221 nt
Organism: Colletotrichum siamense
Lineage: Eukaryota; Fungi; Ascomycota; Sordariomycetes; Glomerellales; Glomerellaceae
Product: putative esterase/lipase
Exons: 1
Coding region: 1-1221 (406 amino acids)
Source: RefSeq, a predicted model, not a curated record
AUGGGCAACAACAUUUCGUACCAGCAAACGCCGGUUGAGCUAAGCUUAGGGGACAAGGGCAAGAUCCGCGGCCUUCAGUUCGACGACAAGUCCCGCCGAUUCACGGGCGUUCCCUAUGCGCUUCCUCCGACCGGCGAGCAUCGAUGGCGCAAACCUCGACCACUGCCGACUUCAUAUUCGUAUAGCGGCGGAGACGGCGCAUACGAUGCGACGAAGUUCAAGGCCGUGUGCCCUCAGAAGGCCUUCCACGUCGUAAAGCCUGACGGCCAGGGCGCUGCGCACAGCGAAGACUGUCUGUUUGUCAAUAUCUGGACUCCGGUGCGCAAGGAUGGAGAGGAGGACAAGAAGUGGCCGGUGAAGCUUUGGAUUCAUGGCGGUUGGUUUCAGAUGGGAGACCCGUCUCAGGAGCCUGGCAUGGAUGCGACCGAGCUCAUCACGACGGGCGGGCUCAACGCAAUUGUUGUGGCCAUCGGGUACCGACUUAAUGUCUUCGGCUUCCUUGCUGGCGAGGAUCUUCUCCGAGAGAGCGGCGGCGAGGCGGGCGGAAACUUUGGCCUCUGGGAUCAGCGAGUCGCAGCUGAAUGGGUGCGGGAUAACAUCUCGUACUUUGGCGGUGACCCCAACAACAUCACCCUCGCCGGCCGUAGCGCCGGUGCAUACAGUGCCGAGGCGCAGAUGCUUUAUGACUUCCGCAAGCCAGGGAACAAGUCCUCGCUUUACCGCCGGAUUUUCAUGGACUCCAACGCGAUCCCUGCGCAACCCAAGUCCUUGGCAGAUGUCCAAGGGCAGUUCGACGAGCUCUGCGAAUACUUCAAGAUUGAAAAGAGCCUAUCAGGAUCUGAAAAGCUCUCAGCUUUGCGCGACAUCAGCUGGGAAGAUCUCAUCAAGGCAAUCCCCCAUUUGAAGAACCACACAUUCCGACCCGUUACGGACGAUAUCUUUGUGCAUUCGGGGAUGAUCGAAUACCUGCAAAGCAAGGACUUCGCCGACGAGUUCAAGAGCAGAGGAUACAAGAUGUUGAUUGGCGAAGUGCGAAACGAAGAAACAUUGUACUCUUCAUAUAACGCCCCGACCGAGCCUACGUUAGACGCCCUCAGGCUGCAGGUAUCGAACUACUAUGCCCCUGAUGUUACUGAUCGAGCCAUCCAGCAAUACAAGUUACCGGAGUCGGACAAGCUCGAAGAUUGGCAAAAGACUUUUGGCAAGCCACUCAAGACUUGA